Molecule: messenger RNA, 889 nt
Organism: Zea mays
Lineage: Eukaryota; Viridiplantae; Streptophyta; Magnoliopsida; Poales; Poaceae
Source: RefSeq, marked provisional
AGCCACAGCCCACCACCUUUGCUUGCUCUGCCCCUCCAUCAUCGCCAGCCUGCCAGUGCCGCCGCUACCGUAGUACCGUACCCUCAGCUAGUCAGCUACCUCCAUCCACCAGACCAGACCAUACCAGACCAGACCAGACCAAUGGCCCUGCGCCUACCAAUCUCAUCGUCCCACGGGCUGGCCUCCACGCCGGCGCCAAUCUCCACGACGACGUGCCGGCCGGCCGUCUUGGCGACGGCCGCGGCCCAGAAGAGGAGCCUGCUGCUGGCGACGGCCUCCGAGACGAGGGGAGUCGCGCCGGUGAGGUCCAGCGGGAUCGAGACGAGCACGGUGGGUCUGGGAUGUGAGGCCGUCACCGGGCAGGUCACGGAGGUCAACAAGGACACCUUCUGGCCCAUCGUCGAGGCCGCCGGCGACAAGGUCGUCGUCCUCGACAUGUACACCGAAUGGUGCGGGCCUUGCAAAGUGAUGGCUCCGAAAUUCCAGGAGAUGUCUGAGAAGAACCUGGAUGUUGUGUUCCUGAAGCUCGACUGCAACCAGGACAACAAGCCGCUUGCGAAGGAGCUGGGCAUAAAGGUUGUGCCAACGUUCAAGAUCCUCAAGGGUGGGAAGGUCGUGAAGGAGGUGACCGGCGCCAAGAUCGACGAGCUAGCGCAAGCCAUCGACACAGUCAAGUCAGACUGACAAAGAAAGCAGGUGAUGCAACUAGCUAGUGUAGACGAUGAAUGAAUGAGUCCCCGGCCGGCCUUUUGUGGGACAGCAAGGCUGCUAGAUACGUACGUACGUACUCAUCAACAAUUAAUGAUGGAUGAUGGCAAUGGCAAAUAUACAGUCAAUGAUUCAUAUAUGCAUGCAUGGACUGCUAUGCUAGCUAGCAGCCCUUUGUAAA